ACCACUGUGUUUGAGAGCGUGUGAUUUAAAACAGUGCCGGUAGUCAGUGCCACUAAAGCUUUGUCCCUGGCACUAGAGCUCCACGCUACAGCAGCACCACAGAGAUUAGAAUCACAAAUGAUCACAUUGCAUUGAAUCUCAGCAGUCACUGAAUUAUGAGUUUGCAUCACUCUCUGGCUGGAUUAAUUCGAAUUUAAUCGUAAUUUGUGUUCCUUUCCUUUUGCAUUGUCUUCAGGUCUAAGCUUGUGUUGUGGUCAUGGGGUCUAUAAUUUCAUUUUUGUCUAGGCUGAUGAGGGGUCUCCCUGUACUGUAAAAGCGGAUGCCAGGUGGAUCUAUGUUAAGAGACAAAAAAACAAGCGACGGGAAAUCAGUGGAAGUUUAAGAUCGAGGAGGAUGCAGACUAUGUGUUGGUGCGCUGUCCUUCUCCUCCUACCCGCUAUAUACCUGGUUGCUUGUGUUAAUGCUGCCAUUGCAGGGAAAUCAGAACUUCUCAAAUCAGGAAACCCAAAAUCUACGUUAAAAAAUAUAUGGACAGAAAGCAGUAAAGACUUGUCUAUCAGCCGACUGCUAUCACAGACUUUACAUGGCAAAGAAAAUGCCACUGCUUUGGACCUGCGAUAUGAUACCCCUGAACCAUAUUCUGAGCAGGACCUUUGGGACUGGCUGAGAAACUCCACAGACCUUCAGGAACCUCGGCCAAGAGCCAAAAGACGGCCAAUUGUCAAAACAGGGAAGUUUAAGAAAAUGUUUGGUUGGGGGGAUUUUCACUCCAAUAUUAAAACUGUCAAGCUCAACCUGCUGAUAACUGGAAAGAUUGUGGACCAUGGGAAUGGAACUUUCAGUGUCUACUUCCGUCACAACUCCACCGGCCAGGGGAAUGUAUCUGUGAGCCUGGUUCCCCCAACCAAGAUUGUAGAGUUCGAUUUGGCACAACAGAGUGUGAUUGAUGCCAAAGAUUCCAAGUCUUUCAAUUGUCGCAUUGAGUAUGAAAAGGUUGACAAGGCAACCAAGAACACACUCUGCAACUACGACCCCUCUAAAACGUGUUACCAGGAGCAGACGCAAAGCCAUGUGUCAUGGCUCUGCUCCAAGCCAUUCAAAGUGAUCUGUAUUUACAUCUCUUUUUACAGCACUGACUACAAACUAGUGCAAAAAGUGUGUCCAGAUUACAACUACCACAGUGACACUCCCUACUUCCCAUCUGGUUGAGGCUGGUUCAGUUUGAAGUUUGAGGAAACAAAGGUAAUUUAACAAGGCUCUGGUCUCAGAGAAAUGGCCUAUUUGCACUGUCCUGAAUGCGUUCACUUUUAAAUGGCGAUGCAGUUUGGGGAAAAGUUUUAUUAUUAUUAUUAUUAUUAUUAUUAUUAGUAGUACUAGUAGUACUAGUAGUAGUAGUAGUAUUAAUACAAAAAAACAGAUCUCUUACACAAGGGUCCUGCUAAGAUAUCUAAACAAAGAGUAGCAGCAAGGUACAUUUUUCAGAACCACGUUCAAACUGUUACAUUAAUAAUAUUGUAUUCAAUAAUACAUUGAUAAUACACAAUUUUUAAAGGAAGCAGGAUGUUUAUUCCAGAAAACAAAAUAGCUAACAGGAAAUGCAUUUACAAUUAAUACAUUUUCUGGGUGUAAAUAUAUUGUCAAUUUCCAUUCUCAUUUGUGCCCAUUUUUAGUUGACCUAUCAACAACACAACCACAGUUGAAUCCCUUUACCAUUCCCUCUUGGAAAUCUCACUCAAAGAGUUCAUUCUGCCCUUCUGAGAUGACUAUGUGACCCAUUUCCUAAAGAAAGUUUUAAAAAUCAUUCUUAUUCUACCAUGCUGUUAAAUAAUUCCAAGUAUUUUAGUAAACACUUAUCUCUUCCACUAGGAAUUCCAAGCCUUUUCUUCAUUACGACCACAUCCUAAAUUAGUUAACUGACUCUUAGCAGCUUCAAGUAACUACAUUAGAACCCGCUUGGAGUAAAAACCUGCACUGGAUUAGAUCUCAAGGGCCAAUGUGUAGUACCACUGCACUAGGUGCUGUAUGUAUAACCCUUCUUUAUACUAGGCUGAUCAUUUGCUGUUUUGCUGAUCCUGUUGUUACAGGUGCAUUCAGAUAAAGGCAAUGUUUCAUUGCUGCUAACAAAGACCUGAUAAAGCUGAAUUAGAUCGUUUGCAUUCCAAAGAUAAGUAGACACAUUCAAGGCAAUGCAAGUGCUGUCCUUUCUUGAAAGGGAAAGGCUAUUGGUGAGCAAACCUUUUUUAAUGGACAUGUUUUAUUAAGGCAUUUUGUGUAAACAAGAAAUACUCUCUGGCUAAUAUAUAUUGGCCACCAGAGGUAGAUGAUGACAUUUUCAUUAAAAGUAACUUACUGAUAUGUACGCUAUAGAAGGUUUGUUCACCUUUAUUAUAUCAAUGUAAUGAAUUCUAUAUCCUAGGCUUAAUUUGUAUGAAUGGUUUGUAUUGUAUAUAGUUUAUCCUGUGUUAAUUGAGCUGCUUCUGUAUAUUCUCUUGUAUCUGUCAUUCUCUCUCUACCCUUAUAACUCUUCCCCUUCCUUCCUUCUCUCUCUCUAUUUCUCUCUCUCUCUGCUUGUUAUUGGUUAACACAAAGGACAUGAUUGAUUAAUUUUAUCAAUGUAGAUGUGAACUCUAUGAAACAGAAUUAUGUACAAAACAAUUAAUAUGUCAAAGAUAUAAAUAUAAAACUUACAAGUCACCUGUAUUAAAUUAUUUUAUUUCUGGAGAACAACAGAGGAAAUGUACAUAGAAAUAAAAUGCUGAAAGGUUUUCCGUUUCAAUUUUUGAAUUUAUGGCAUAUUCAUUGAACAGAGUGGUGCUUCGUGGUUUUUCAGUAGCAUAUUAAUAAAAGCUCUGGUUGCUAUGUCGACUGUAUUUCAAACAAAUACUGUAUGACACU
Messenger RNA from Polyodon spathula (Mississippi paddlefish), 2895 nucleotides. RefSeq names its product neurexophilin-1. The coding region runs from base 394 to 1209 and encodes 271 amino acids. The transcript has 2 exons. Gene Ontology annotation, molecular function: signaling receptor binding. Lineage: Eukaryota; Metazoa; Chordata; Actinopteri; Acipenseriformes; Polyodontidae. The record is from RefSeq and is a predicted model, not a curated record.